AGGAUGUAAUUUUAAUACCGAUUUACAUGGGGAUGAGGACAUCCAAUGUAAAAAUAACAAAGGUCCCACCUCAAAUUGACCCAAUGUGGUUGAUGGCGGCGGUCCUGGCAAAGAAGGUAGAUGAGGUAAAUAUACUUCAAACUAUCGUCACCGAAAAACCAUAUUGGAUAGGCCACACGGUCCACUUAUUAAUUCAAGGAGAACAGACUGUAAUUGAACAACUUCCAGAAAAAAUAGAAGUUGGGGAGGAGUUGUUCCUCAACGUUUUUGUCGAGGGUCGAAAGCCCCGAUGUUUUUUGUGCGGCAAAUUAGGCCACAUUCGAAGGAACUGCAUGGAAAAUGAGGAAGACGAGGAAGAGGAGAAAGAAGAAAAAGAGGAAGAAGAAGAAAAAGAAGAAAAAGACGAGAAGAAAACAACAAACAAAAGAAAAAUACAAUCAGCAGCUCAACCGAGAGUGGCGACUACUACAGAACAACGACCAAAAAAGACUGCAAGAAGAGAAAAAGAGGAGAAAGGCAUAAUAGCCGUAUACAGUAAAGAUACUGAACUAAUGAGAGACAUUCAAUUAAUUAAGACUGCAAAAAAAAUAGAUAACCUUUCGGAGAAAUACAACAACUAUGACGUAUAUGAAGUCUCAAAUAAGACUCAGAAUUUUACAAUACAAACACCGUAA
This is a messenger RNA of Octopus bimaculoides (California two-spot octopus), 674 nucleotides long. RefSeq names its product ABC transporter F family member 4-like. Lineage: Eukaryota; Metazoa; Mollusca; Cephalopoda; Octopoda; Octopodidae. The record is from RefSeq and is a predicted model, not a curated record.